AUGCUCGAGAUGCUCUUGCAAGGGCAAGCAUCUAUGAGUAACAUAAUGCAAGGAAUGGUCACCGAACAAAGUGAUUUAAAGAAGCAAAUCCAAGGAAUAGAGUCUCACGUAAGGCUUCUCGAUAACCAUGUAGCUCAACUCGCAUCUAAACCUAGCAGGACGCAAGACACUUUUUACCAGCCUGAACCUAACCCUCGUGAGCAAUGUAAUGUUGAUUAUGUGGAUGAGAGCGAAACUUACGGAACCAGGAGAAUCAUUACUGAACAAAGAAGAGCUUAUCUAGAGAGGCAAAGAAAUCCGAUCGUAGAGGAACCGGAGGACGUAUACCUUCCUCCUCCUCCACGACCACCUCCUAUACCGUUCUCGCAACGAUUACAGCGUACUCCGCAAGUAGACGGCGAACUCACGAAGUUUGCAGAUAUGUGGGAGAAGAUGGAAAUCGCCCAACCCUUACAAGAGGCUAUAGCACAAACACCAUCUUACGAGAAAUUUCUCAAAGAUACACUCGUUAAGAAGGAGAAAUUGGAAGAAGAACCAAUAAUCGUGAUAGCUGAGUGCAAUGAUGUACUGCAACAGAACUUACCAGCCAAGAUGGCAAAUCCGGGAAGUUUCUCCAUACCCUGCCAACUGGGCAAUGUCUCUAUUCCUAGCGCACUAUGCGACACGGGAGCGAGUGUGAGACUACUUCCAAAGACCACAUAUGACAAGCUGAACGUGGAUGAACUGAAACCUACCAAGAUGAUUUUUCAGCUGGCAGACAAGUCAGUGAAAGCCCCUCUUGGGACUUUAGAGGAUGUACCGCUUAAGGCUGGAAACGUUUACGUUCUAAUCGAUUUUGUGGUUAUUGAUAUGAACAACAGAAAUGAUGAAUCAGUCAUCUUAGGACGUCCAUUCCUCAACACUGUUGAUGCCGUAAUUCAUUCUAGAAAGGAUCCAUAG
Tarenaya hassleriana is the source of this 939-nucleotide messenger RNA. RefSeq lists its product as uncharacterized. Lineage: Eukaryota; Viridiplantae; Streptophyta; Magnoliopsida; Brassicales; Cleomaceae. The coding region runs from base 1 to 939 and encodes 312 amino acids. The transcript has a single exon. The record is from RefSeq and is a predicted model, not a curated record.